AUGAAGGAGGUUGAUGGUAGGACUUGUGGAACUGAGGAGGUUGAUGACAAUUUUGGUGGAGUAGAGGAGGUCAACUGCAGUGCUAAACCUGGAGAAGGGGUUGAUGGCAGUGCUGGUGAGGCCGAGGGGGUCAGCUGCAGUGCUACCUCUGGAGCAGAUGAGGUCAGUGCUGCGCCUGGAGCAGAGGAGGUUGAUGGCAGUGCUGCUGUGGCCGAGGAGGUCAGCUGCAGUGCUACGUCUGGAGCAGAUGAGGUCGGUGCUACGUCUGGAGCAGAGGAGGUUGAUGGCAGUGCUGGUGAGGCCGAGGAGGUCAGCUGCAGUGCUACGUCUGGAGCAUAUGAGGUCAGUGCUGUGCCUGGAGCAGAGGAGGUUGAUGGAAGUGCUGGUGAGGCCGAGGAGGUCAGCUGCAGUGCUACAUCUGGAGCAGAUGAGGUCAGUGCUACGUCUGGAGCAGAUGAGGUCAGUGCUGCGCCUGGAGCAGAGGAGGUUGAUGGCAGUGCUGGUGAGGCUGAGGAGGUCAGCUGCAGCACUGGAGCUUCCCGCUCAGUCGUUUCUGAUGGAGCAAAUAAAUGGUCUGGGAAAAUGUCUCUAUUAAAAGGAUAUAUUCCAGUGUUCAAGAAACCGUUGAUAGCCGUUUGCAUUACAGCUGCUCGAGGAAAUGCUCUGCUCAUUAGCUGGCCAAUCUGA
This is a messenger RNA of Homalodisca vitripennis (glassy-winged sharpshooter), 687 nucleotides long. RefSeq names its product paraneoplastic antigen Ma6E-like. Lineage: Eukaryota; Metazoa; Arthropoda; Insecta; Hemiptera; Cicadellidae. The transcript has a single exon. The coding region runs from base 1 to 687 and encodes 228 amino acids. The record is from RefSeq and is a predicted model, not a curated record.